CGGAGGGGGCGUGGCCUCGGGACGAAAUGCAGAUGAGGGGGCGGGGCCAGGGAGGCGUUCCAGCUGCGUCCAGCGCAGGAGCAGCAAGAGCUGCAGCAGCAGAAGGAGCAGGAGGCGCAACAAGAGCUGCAGCAGCAGGAGGAGAAGGAGGCGCAAGAAGAGCUGCAGCAGGAGCAGCGAGCAUCAUCCUCUCUCCUCCUUCUUUCUUUUUCUUCUUCUCCGCCACGACCACCCUCCCUUCGGGGGUCUCUCCAUGGCCGAGCCCGAGGCUGACCCCGAGCUCCCCGCUCCUCCUGCCUCUUCCUCCUCCUCCUCUUCCUCCUCCUCCUCCUCGGUCCCCGAGGGGGAGGAAGGCCCGGUCCGCUUCGCCCGCAAAGGCGCCCUCCGGCAGAAGAACGUGCACGAGGUCAAGAACCACAAGUUCACCGCCCGCUUCUUCAAGCAGCCCACCUUCUGCAGCCACUGCACCGACUUCAUCUGGGGCUUUGGGAAGCAAGGAUUCCAGUGUCAAGGUGAGCGAUGCAUCUCUCGGGUUCAUUUCUAGGAAAUUCCUGGUUGUGGUUGCGUUAAAAUAUCCCAUUACGAGCCAAAGUGCCGUUUAUCCUUCCCAGAUGUUGCGUUUGCAGCGCUUCUUGGGAAAGAUCUCCGUAUCGUUUUCUUUUCAAAACAAACAUAGAUCCAGGUUGCAUCUACAUUGUAGCACUAAUGCGGUUCAAUCCCAUUUCAAACUGCCACAGUUCAGUGCUGUGGACGAUGGGAGCUUUAGUGUGGCACUCUUGGGCAGAGAAGGCUAAAGACCUUUGCAAAACUACAACUCCCAGGACUAGAUUGCAACAAAGGCAUCAAAACCCAAAAACUGGACCGCUUUUCUGAAAUGUUCCUUAAUUUCUCCAAAGAGCAAAGC
Molecule: messenger RNA, 904 nt
Organism: Anolis carolinensis (green anole)
Lineage: Eukaryota; Metazoa; Chordata; Lepidosauria; Squamata; Anolidae
Product: protein kinase C beta type-like
Exons: 2
Coding region: 254-544 (96 amino acids)
Source: RefSeq, a predicted model, not a curated record